This is a messenger RNA of Salvia splendens (bonfire salvia), 2419 nucleotides long. RefSeq names its product fructose-bisphosphate aldolase, cytoplasmic isozyme-like. NCBI's taxonomy places the organism in Eukaryota, Viridiplantae, Streptophyta, Magnoliopsida, Lamiales, Lamiaceae. Gene Ontology annotation, biological process: glycolytic process. Gene Ontology annotation, molecular function: fructose-bisphosphate aldolase activity. The record is from RefSeq and is a predicted model, not a curated record. The coding region runs from base 173 to 2194 and encodes 673 amino acids. The transcript is spliced from 6 exons.
AACCUAUCAAAACCUUUCUACUCCUAGAAUCGCAAUUCACCACCGACACCAAACCCUAGCGGCGCAAACGCACCGCCACCACAGAAACCACACCGCCACCACAGAAACCACACCGCCACCACAGAAACCACACCGCCACCGCCACCGCCACCGCCCCCAAGUUCUGAACAUCAUGACUGCCCACCGCGGAAAGUACGCUGAUGAGCUUAUUGCCAAUGCUGCAAUCUUGGGUACCCCUGAGAAGGGCAUUCUUGCUAUUGAUAAUUUUGCUGAAUUCGACCCUGGCUUUAUAUCUCUCACCCUUUUUGGUUACUAUCAUUACCUGAGUGGUGUGAUCUCUAAUGAGUCUCUCUACAUGAGCAACAGUCCAGGCGAGAGUUUAGUUAAUCUUUUUAAGCGUAAUGGUGUUCUUACUGGUAUCACCCUUGACGAGGGUACCAUUGAGCUUGCUGGAACCAAUGGUGAGACCACCACCAAAGGUCUUGAUGGCCUAGCCCAACGUUGCCAAAAAUACUAUGCUGCUGGUGCUCGUUUCGCUAAGUGGAGAGCUGUGCUGAAGAUUGGUGCGUACGAGCCAUCACAGCUUGCUAUCCAGUACAAUGCCAACGGUCUGGCCCUCUAUGCCAUCAUCUGCCAGGAGAAUGGCUUGGUACCAAUUAUUGAGCCUGAGAUCCUUGUUGAUGGCUUCCACGACAUCAUCAAGUGUGCUGAGGUUACAGAACGCGUUCUUGCUGCUUGCUACAAGUCCCUCAACGACUACCACGUCCUGUUGGAGGGAACAUUGUUGAAGCCCAACAUGGUCACCCCUGGCUCUGAUGCUCCCAAGGUCACCCCCGAGGUGGUUGCUGAGUACACUGUCUGUGCCUUGCAACGAACAAUCCCCCCUGCCGUCCCAGCUGUUUUCUUUUUUUCUGGUGGACAGAACGAGAAACAGGCCACCCGCACCCUUGAUGCCAUGAACAAGCUCAAGGCGAAGAAGCCAUGGACCCUGUCUUUCUUCUUGUAUGGCAGAAAGACGGAAAAUAAUUUGAUUUCUUGGGAUCUGGUGCUUAGAAGGUUGAGGGACAACUCAGAAGCCACACUCGGAGGCAGCCCGGGCGACAGCGCUGUGAGCGCAAGCAAGAGCGAGGUGCUUCUGAAAGCCUCCACGUCAAGGACUACAAGUAAUGAGCUUAUUGCCAAUGCUGCAAGCGACCAGGGCGACAAAGCCUCCACGUCAAGGACUACAAGUAGAUUUGCAGAUGAGCUUGCAGCCAAUGCUGCAAUCAUUGGUACCCCUGGGAAGGGUAUUAUUGCAGUUGAUGAUUAUGUUGAAUCAGUUGACCACGAUCCUUGUUUCUUGAUCCUUUACUGCGCCACUCGGGGCCUUCAAUACCUGAGUGGUGUGAUCUUUAGCCACGCGUCUUUCUGCGGAUCAGAAAUCAAAGGCAAGCAUUUUGUUGAUGUGUUUAACGACGCUGGCGUUCUUGCCGGUAUCAGGCUUGAUAGGGGUACUAUUAGGCUUGCUGGAACCAAUGGUGAGACCACCACCAAAGGUCUUGAUGACCUAGCUGAACGUUGCCCAAAAUACUAUGCUGCUGGUGGUCGUUUUGCUGAGUGGAGAGCUGUGCUGAAGAUUGGUGCCAACGAGCCAUCACAGCUUGCUAUCCAAGACAGUGCCAACGGUCUGGCCAUCUAUGCCAUCAUCUGCCAGGAGAAUGGCUUGGUACCAAUUAUUGAGCCUGAGAUCCUUGUUGAUGGCUUCCACGACAUCAACAAGUGUGCUGAGGUGACAGAACGCGUUCUUGCUGCUUGCUACAAGGCCCUCAACGACUACCACGUCCUGUUGGAGGGAACAUUGUUGAGGAUCAACAUGGUCACCCCCGGCUCUUAUGCUUCCAAGGUCACCCCCGAGGUGGUUGCUGAGUACACUGUCCGUGCCUUGCAACGAACAAUCCCUCCUGCCGUCCCAGCUGUUGUUUUUUUAUCUGGUGAACAGAGCAAGGAAGAGGCCACCUGCACCCUUAAAGCCAUGAACAAGCUCAAGGCGAAGAAGCCAUGGACCCUGUCUCUCUCAUUUGGACGUGCUCUACACCAGGGAAUCCAUGAGGUUUUUGCCGACAGUCGGAAUCCGAUUUUAGCGAGGGAUGCGUUCCUUACAAUGAUGAAGGCAAACUCAGAAGCGCUCGGAACAGACCAAGGCGACAAUGCUUGAGCCUCCACAUCAAAGUUUGGAGAAUGAACAUUAGUGGAGAUGCAAAUUCUAUACCAAAUAUCCCAAAUAAGGUUUUGCCCUCAAAAUGGUGACUUACUGUUCAUAGUGAAUACGGAGAUCGACUAUUCUUUUGUAGUGAUUACUGUUCAUAGUGCAUACUGAGAUCGACUAUUCUUUUGUAGUGAUUACUGUUCGUAUUGAAUACUGAGAUCGACUAUUCAUCUA